AUGCUACAAGAUGCAGUAGUUUGGCAGGUAUUACAACGUCACAUCAAUUCCCCAACAAUGGCAGUGCUACAGAAAUCUCAAUCAUUUCCAGAAACAUCGAAAGAUAUAACCGAAAACCUGAAAAUAUCACUUCCCGAUUUUGUCAUCCCAAUUAAACAUUACCCGCCAAUUACUGUGAAGAGCAAUAAUAAUAAUUGUAAUACAUCCUUCGAAGCAUUCGUUUGGGAUUGGCCAUUCAGUGAGGAUCGUAUGGCUAAAGGAUUUCUUUCCAGCGAAAAAUUCUUUGUUUGUUUACCUUUCAAUCAAGGUGGCACUGGGGAAUCCAAAGGAACGCUGAAAAAGUUUGAAAGGAUCUCGGAAUCGAACUUUAGUUGCAUUAUUGGACUUUGCAAUAAUAAAUUGUUUGGGACUUGCUUUUGGCGACUUGAGAUCGAAAUUUUAAGAAACCUCAAUAUGCUUGUACUCAAUGCCUCAAGAGAUAUAUCACGACCAGGAGAAACAGUGAAACGUUUGAAACGUGUUCGUAAAGUAUACAAACUGCCCCAACAUUGUGACAUAUCAACACUUACAACAGCAAGUUACGAUUGGGCAGUUAUAAUUCAAGCAAAUCGAAGAGAUGAUAAAUUUUCUGGAAAGAAUCAUUCUAAAAUAUUGCGGCGAUGCGCUACGCUUAAUAAUUAA
Molecule: messenger RNA, 681 nt
Organism: Brugia malayi
Lineage: Eukaryota; Metazoa; Nematoda; Chromadorea; Rhabditida; Onchocercidae
Exons: 5
Coding region: 1-681 (226 amino acids)
Source: RefSeq, a predicted model, not a curated record